Molecule: messenger RNA, 1975 nt
Organism: Adelges cooleyi (spruce gall adelgid)
Lineage: Eukaryota; Metazoa; Arthropoda; Insecta; Hemiptera; Adelgidae
Product: probable cytochrome P450 49a1
Exons: 10
Coding region: 300-1850 (516 amino acids)
Molecular function (GO): oxidoreductase activity, acting on paired donors, with incorporation or reduction of molecular oxygen; iron ion binding; monooxygenase activity
Source: RefSeq, a predicted model, not a curated record
CUGUCCGGCGUGUCCUAGAGUAGUAUGUAUUAAGUCUCGGCGAUAUGAUCAUGGAAUGGUGAAAAUACUUGAUUAACAUAGUGAAGGCGUGCACCGUAAAAUCAUUUUUGUUCUUAUUCUUCGUUGUUCUUCGUUACUAGCAACAUUAAAUGUUAGAAAAUCAUGAUAUUAUAUCGUGUUGUGUGUGAUUGCAAUGUCAAUAGUGUAAAUUUCAAAUCAAAAUUUUCUGUUAUUUCUUUGAACAAGUAAUAUAUUUUCAUAGCUGCAAAAUUCGUACAUAAGGGCUUACCGACGCGAUAAUGUCGUUACUAAGUAAGCGGCUCCGAGGAUUGAGCUCUGUAGCUGGUCAUCGGCUUAAAUCGAGUUUAGUAAGUGCUAGCAUACAGAACGAUGCGGACUACGCCAAAGACUAUGAGGACAUGCCUGGUCCGAGCCCGUUGCCUUUGCUAGGCAACAAUUGGAGAUUUUUGCCAUACAUCGGUGAUUAUAAUAUUACCGAAAUAGACAAGUUAUCGCUGAGACUAUGGAAAGAAUACGGAGACGUGGUGAAAAUUGGAAAACUUCUCGGCAGACCAGACAUGGUGUUCUUGUACGAUGCGGACGAAAUCGAAAAGGUUUUCAGAAACGAAGAGCUCAUGCCACACCGACCAUCGAUGCCUUCCUUAAACUAUUACAAACAUGUACUGAGAAAAGAUUUUUUCGGUGAACUAGCGGGUGUCAUAGCCGUGCAUGGCGAGAAAUGGUAUCAGUUCCGCAGCAAAGUGCAACAACCUAUGUUGCAACCGAGGACGGCUAAACAUUACAUUGGGACCAUUGAAGAAACGGCCAUAUCGUUUGUGAAUAGGAUUAAAAAAAUUAAAAAUCACAAUCAAGAGGUUCCACAUGACUUUUUAAACGAGAUACAUAAAUGGUCUCUUGAAUCUAUAGCGAGAGUGGCAUUGGACCAAAAACUCGGGUGUCUCGACGAUGACUACGCGAUGAACUCAGAUACUCAAAACUUGAUAAAUGCCAUAAACACAUUUUUUGAAAACGUACCAGUCCUUGAACUAAAAAUACCUUUCUGGAAACUUUUUAGUACUCCGACUUGGAAAAAGUACAUCAAAGCGUUAGACACCAUUACGAAGAUUACUUCAAAACAUAUUGAUAAGUCUUUAAAUAAACUUUUAUCAGAAAAAUCAUUUUGCACGGACCAUCAAUCUUCGCUUUUAAAACGAGUGCUUAGUUUAGAUCCAUCUAAUCCGAAAUUGGCACAGAUACUAUCGUUGGACAUGUUUAUAGUUGGGAUCGAUACUACAUCUGCGGCUCUUGCGUCAGUUCUUUAUCAGCUAACUCAACAUCCAGACAAACAAAAGAAAGUUAGAGAAGAAAUCAAAAAAGUAUUGCCCUACGCAGACACCAAGUUGACAUCCGCUAAAUUAGAACAACUACAAUAUUUAAAAGCUUGCAUUAAAGAAACGUUAAGAAUGUACCCGGUUGUACUUGGAAAUGGCCGUUGUAUGACCAAAGAUACUGUUGUAGGUGGAUACAAAAUACCAAAAGGCGUUCAAAUUGUAUUCCAACAUUAUGCUAUUAGUAAUAGUAGUAAAUAUUUUUCUCAACCAGACCAAUUUUUACCGGAAAGGUGGUUGAAAGGAACUCAUCAUCGUCAUCAUUCCUUUGCCAGUUUACCAUUUGGCUACGGUAAAAGGAUGUGUUUAGGCCGUAGAUUCGCUGAUUUAGAACUUCAAACAGUUUUAGCUAAAAUUUUACAGAAUUUCCAAGUUCAAUACGAAUAUGGUAGUCUUGAUUACACUGUUCAUCCGAUGUACAUGCCACAUGGACCAUUAAAGUUUAAAAUGAUUGAAGACUAGUGCAAAUUAUGAUAGUUAAAACUAUUAAACAUCAAUAAAAAUCUAAAUUUAUUAAAUUAUUUGUACAUACUAUUGUAGUACAUUUUUGUAAAAUAUUAAAUGAAUACAUAUAUUUUAGUAUUUAA